Saccharomyces mikatae IFO 1815 is the source of this 366-nucleotide messenger RNA. It is a transcript of the gene MRPS16, whose product is annotated as mitochondrial 37S ribosomal protein bS16m. Gene Ontology annotation, molecular function: structural constituent of ribosome. Bases 1 to 366 code for a protein of 121 amino acids. The record is from RefSeq and is a predicted model, not a curated record. Gene Ontology annotation, cellular component: ribosome; mitochondrial small ribosomal subunit. The transcript has a single exon. Gene Ontology annotation, biological process: mitochondrial translation. NCBI's taxonomy places the organism in Eukaryota, Fungi, Ascomycota, Saccharomycetes, Saccharomycetales, Saccharomycetaceae.
AUGACCUGUGGUUUAGUACGAAUAAGGUUGGCUAGAUUUGGAAGGAAGAAUAGUCCUGUCUAUAAUAUUGUGGUGGCUAAUUCCCGGAAGGCAAGAGAUGCUAAACCGAUUGAAGUACUAGGAACCUACAUACCAGUACCCAGUCCUGUUACCAAAAGAGAACUGAAAAGGGGCGUUAUACCCAUUAAAGAGGUUAAACUUGACUUUGAUAGGACAAAGUAUUGGAUUGGUGUUGGCGCACAACCUAGCGAAACAGUAACCAAACUAUUACAGAAAGCUGGGAUAUUAGAUGGCGCAUGGAUUACUGGCAAGAACAGUGGUAUGAAUAGGAAAGUUGUUUUUGAAAGGAUGGAAACAUUGGAGUAG